AUGGCUAGAACUAAAGGUGCAUCAUCUUAUUGUGGUGAGGCUUCAUCUUCUAGUGGUGAGCCUUCAUCUUCUAGUGAUGAAAGGAGGCGACUUACGACAUCUGCUCGUAGAAGACAUGUAGAAGAAUAUCGCGUGGACGUCAUUGAUGAGCAUGAUCAUGAGGAGCAAGAGGAGUUUAUACACCAUGAACAUGGUGAGGAUGAUUAUGUUGAGCACGAGGAUGUUCAGCAGCAAGAUAACUCUAGUGAGGAAGAACAUGAAGAUGAAGAUGAAGAUGGUGGAUUCCCAGGAGGUCCACAUGACACCUCCUUACUUACCCAACACGUUGCAUUUGUCAUAUGGGGGAUCAAGGUGAUCUCCCAUGGGAAAAAGCUGAAGCAUUUUGGAAUGUACCAUGAGGUUAUUGAGCCUUAUAUCUCCAUGUUGGGGUUGUGUUCCUUAGUGAACCUAUCAUACGAGUAUGUUGAUCACAGAUUGAUCGUUGCCCUUUCGGAGAAAAAUAUUUUCCACCUCUCGAUAGGUGAGAUGAGCGUCACAUUAGAUGACGUUCUCAAUCAGCUCCACCUACCCAUCAUGGAUCAAUUUUGUGAGGUCGAGGAGUUAGAGUAUGAUGAGAAACAGUCACACGGUCCAAAAGUUAGGUUGAGCUGGCUCCACAAGGUCUACCAGGAGUGCAUUGAGCAGGAGCGUUCGGAGUGCGCUGCUCGGGCCUACUUGUUGCAUCUACUUGGAUGCACAAUUUUUUACAAAUAA
Vigna umbellata (rice bean) is the source of this 753-nucleotide messenger RNA. The record is from RefSeq and is a predicted model, not a curated record. Lineage: Eukaryota; Viridiplantae; Streptophyta; Magnoliopsida; Fabales; Fabaceae.